This is a messenger RNA of Musa acuminata subsp. malaccensis (wild Malaysian banana), 943 nucleotides long. Its product is annotated as NAC domain-containing protein 22-like. Gene Ontology annotation, molecular function: DNA binding. The record is from RefSeq and is a predicted model, not a curated record. Gene Ontology annotation, biological process: regulation of DNA-templated transcription. Lineage: Eukaryota; Viridiplantae; Streptophyta; Magnoliopsida; Zingiberales; Musaceae.
AGCAGCAAGGCCGGUGAAACAGUGCCGCCAUAACCACAAGGAAGAGACGCAUGGAGAUCAGAAGCACCUUGGAGAUGUAUCUCCCCGGGUUCAGGUUCCAUCCCACUGAGGAGGAGCUUCUCGACUUCUACCUCAGGCGCAAGGUCCAGGGGAAGAGGCUGCAGCUUGAAAUCAUUGCUACAGUCAAUCUCUAUCGCCAUGAUCCCUGGGAGCUUCCAGGGUUGGCCAAGAUGGGGGAGACGGAGUGGUACUUCUACGUGCCGAGGGACCGGAGACAAACCAGCGGCGGGCGGCCGAGCAGGACCACGGAGCGGGGUUUCUGGAAGGCCACCGGUUGCGACCGGCCGGUGCGCAGCGCGGCCGACCCCAAGCGGCUCAUCGGCCUCAAGAAGACGCUGGUCUUCUACGAGGGCCGCGCGCCUCGGGGCACCAAGACCGACUGGGUCAUGAACGAGUACCGCCUCCCCGACCCGUCCGCCACCUCCUCCGACGGUCCACCAAAGGAGGAGAACAUGGUGUUGUGCAAGAUACACCGGAAGGCGACCUCGAUGAAGGUGCUGGAGCAGCGGGCGGCGGCCAUGGAAGAGGAUACGACGAUGUCGCAGAAUUCUAGCUCGACCGCGGAGUCCGCGUCAGACUACGAUCAGGAGAGCUUCUUGAAAUCCAUGGUCAAGGAGGAUGUUGUAAUCGUCAUCGAGGAUGCAACGGAGGAGGAGGUGACGACCGUGGUGGUGGUGGAGGAGGAGAAAGAGGAAGCGGAUGUUGCCGCCGUGUCGACUCGGCAAAGGCCGAGUCUGCCCGAGUUGGAGGUCCCGAAGAAGGAGGGGUUAGAAUGGCUACAGGACCCGUUCUGGACUCAGCUACGAAGCCCAUGGAUGGAUCUCUGGUCUCCAUAUUUGGCCACCAUGCUCAACUGCUAAACCUCAUCAUUAUUUCUUCCUCG